Colletes gigas is the source of this 4212-nucleotide messenger RNA. RefSeq names its product focadhesin. Lineage: Eukaryota; Metazoa; Arthropoda; Insecta; Hymenoptera; Colletidae. Gene Ontology annotation, biological process: regulation of post-transcriptional gene silencing. The transcript has 9 exons. The record is from RefSeq and is a predicted model, not a curated record. The coding region runs from base 501 to 4070 and encodes 1189 amino acids.
AAAAACACGUUUGCUGAAGUUUCCCUCCAAAUUUGAAAUCAAUCGAUAUAUUAGAUCUUGAGAUAUCAUGUUCACCAGUGUGUAACAAACGUAUUCCAAUCUCUCUAACUUUGUUAGUUAUUUUUACAAAUCAUUUACAAAAUUUUACAAUUUUUUCAACAUUCUAAACCGAAAUAUUAAAUACGUUUCAUUGUAUGUCGAUGGACAAAGGAUUCAGUUACAGACGGUAUCGCGAGGUACAUACAUAUAUGCGUAUCCUAAUUGUACAUAGUUUUGUAUCGUGCCAAGAGUAAUAUGCAUCAAGUUUAAAAUCUUUACCUUACAGAUUAAUACUACCUCGAAGCUUAUUUUCUCCGUAUAGAAAUAAUAAAACGAUAUCAUAGGACAGAUUGUAUGUACAUAUGUACAUACAUGUAAGUACUAAUUACGUACGUGAUAAGGUAUAAUUAAAUCACGGAAAAGGAGCUUCGACCGAGGCUUUUACACAUUACUCGUAUAAAAUGGACGAGAUAGAAUACAAAUUGGAAUCGAAAGAUCCUGUUUUGAUAUCGCACGCAAUAUCGAAACUCAUCGAUUCGAUCAAGAAAAAGAGAAACGAUCAAAUCACAAACCCCGUUACAAACAUAGCAGAGUUUAAACUGUUAUCGAUAAAGCGAGAUAGUACGGACAACGUGCUUAGCUUAUCCGUUUGUCAGGCAUUAAUUACGCUAGUUGAAAAUGGAUUAUGGGACAUUAGCGAAGCUCUGUCCACCUUUGCAUCGAGCCUUUUUUCUAUAAAAAAUUAUGCGGUUGCAUCCAUAGCUAUCGGUCGCUUAUUAAUGUUGGAUCUAAAGCACAAUAAGGGGGAAAAAACUAUGUAUCCGUUUAAUCUUUACGCGCCGCAACAUCCGUUCAUAAUUAUUUUAAAUCAAGAUAAAUGUAAUUGGAAAACUGUAUUAAAUCAAAUAACGUUUGUCACGAAUCACAGGGAUCCACAAAUUAGAGAAAACGGUAUAGAAAUGUUGCGCCCUGUAUUUCUGUAUGUUCUAUGUAAUCCUUCUCUGAAUUCGUUGGAUUGCUGUUUGCAACCAGUUUGGCAACUUUUAAUCGAGUCAAAACACGGUGUACGCUUGCGGACAGAAGUUUUACUCUGGUCAUGCACAACCGAAAAUUGCGUUGUCGUUAAUACAAACAACAGAAUUUUAGAGCUUACUGAAAAAGCACUGUUAGAGAAGGAUGUAGAAUAUUGUACUGCUUUAAUGCCAAUGAUCGCAUCUUUGACUUUACGACUGUUAAAAUACGGAUCGGAUCCAGAACCAAAUUUUUACAUGUUAUCCAAUAUUAUAGAUCGAUGCAAUAUUCACAUAGGAAAUCUUAUGUUAGCACUUAUGGCAGAAAUAAUUACUAUAUGCCCUGCCAUUUACCUGUAUAAAGCUUUGCAAAUAUGCAUGACGAUAACGAUCAAAAUGUCAUACAACUGUAUAUUUUUUAAUACUCUGAAAGCAUCCAUUUUGAAGUGGAUGGCAUACCCGUCGGUACUAUGUUCCGAUGCUUUGGAUAUGGCGACAAAUUUAACCAAGAGAACUUUUAUCGAGCCACAAUCCACGAGCGACGAUACCGUGUUCACGAGUAAAAUUUUCGAAACGUUUGCUUGUUCCGAUUCUUACGUUCAAUUUUACGUGGAGAUUGUGCGUUACCUAAAUGUCUGGAAUUCAAACGAUAUUUUAUCCUGGUUGAAGAAUAUGUCGCACAUACCGAUCGAUUUAAAAACUAAAUGUAAACUAUUGUUGUCUGGCCUCUUUUUACAAACAACCAAUUCAGAAGUAGUCGAGCUAUGUUGCGAGGUGCUUGUUGAUAUCAGCGUUAAAAGAAAAAGUUUCGAAUCGCACUUAUUAUCCUUGGUUUUACAUAAAUUGAUCAAGUCUAGAAACAGUACAGAAUCCAAGUAUUUACUACACGUCUUACCAGAACUUGUAACUAUGAAAGAAAACUUUCCGAUCGUUAUUCACACACUGGACACGUUAUUAAAAGGCGAGAAACAAUUAAAAUAUUUCACGAUCGAAUUAUAUCUGAAGACAUUGAGGAAAGAACCAAGAUGUUACAGGUUCGUUUCACCCGCCAUAAUUCGUUUAAUGAAAAACGAUCAUUCCUGGUAUUCGAAUGCAACUUGCGCAAGAGCCAUGAAAUAUAUUUGUGAAAAUCAUCCUGAACACGGGGAAGCGCUAGUGCCAUUGUUAUCGCAAAUAUUAAAUCGCUCCACGGAUACAAACGGUGGAACAGCAAGCGCGCUUACUCUUCAAAGUAUUUCUGCUCUCUGCAAAGCUUCCAUAACGGACAUUUUUUCCACCUGGAAGGUGUUGGCUCCGAAAAUGGAAAAAGAGAAGCGUACCAUUGUUUUGGAAAGUCUUUGCGAACUGUUCGGUGACGUGACUUCCUAUCCAUCUUCUCAAUCCGUAAAAGAAUACGAUGAAUUGAUCGACGAUAUCAUAACGAAUCUGUGGAAAUACGUCACGUACAACGAUGUAAGAGUUAUUAAGGCUGCGCUUAAUGCGCUCAGUUCCUUUCGCAUCGAGCAUAUUCCUCUAAAAACAUUACCAGAGAUAUUCAGAUGCCAUCUUGUAUUGCCGGCAGCACACGCUACCACUCCACUCGAUGAAAUUAAGAAACCAGAGGAUGUACUCUCGUACAUACCAGGUUCCUGUUGGAUCGCGAUGCUUCAGAAAGUAAACAAAGCGGCUUUAUCGGCGGCCGGAGAACUUUUGAUUUCUUUCAUCACCGAAGAAGUAAGCGGCUUCCGAACAGGAAUUUACCACUGGCCGCAAGGUGACCCGCAAAAUUUCAAAUAUUUACCAGAAAAAAGCGUAAUACGAACGAUCGGCGAAUUUUUAAGACGCGCCGACAAAUCUAGUGCCAACAAUCAUCGUAUUAUUAUAGAAUGCUUGCGAAUAUUUGCUCACAGAUAUCCGAAACCGCUACCGAAUAUAAAUUGGAGUUUUCUCAACGACACUGUCGAUAUAUCUCCCGACGCUAAAAAAUAUGUUCUUUUCAUCGGAUGUCAUCAAGCAAGCACGUCUUCGUCAGCCAAAGCUUUAGUAGAAAAUUAUCUAUUAAUGUAUAAGUCUGUUGCUGAAUCGGAUUCCGUUUUGAAAAGCAACGAGUACCUUCUAUUAUAUUCCUGUCUCGAAGAUUUGUGUGAAACCAUGCCACCGAAUAGCAUAAAACCGUUUUUAGAAACCACAUUAGAAUAUGUAACUGAAAAAAUUAGUUACGACGAUGAAAAUGCCAUAAAUGCGUUCUGUUCUAUUAUGUCCUCGUACGCUCGAACCAUAAAAAACAACAAGGUACACGACGGAAACUCUGCACUGCUUCCUAGUCUUUUGGAAAAUCUAUCGGAUAAGAUAGAUUUAACGCACAAUCGUUUCGAAUCCUAUUUUACAGCAGCCUUAGAAUUGCCAACAAAUUAUUUAGAAAGGAUGACGUCUCCUAAAGUAUGGUGGGACAUAACGCACAAUAAAUUAAGAAACGCUAUCGCAAUUAAAGCCAAAUUGGCUCUAGAGAAACGUUUUGAAUCUCUCUUAAUGUGGUUGAACGAGGUCAUCGAUGAAACUACAUUUAUAUCUAGCAUACAAACAUAUUUUCUCGAGACUGUACAGAGGGUGUACGCUAAACUGCAAUUUGAAAAAUGCACUACAAAUUGGAUCAUAGAUUUCAUGACUCAGAUUCAAGGACUGUUGGUGGAAUCACCCUCAAAUCACAGUAAUAAAAUAGAAUUUUUUUGUAAUGUUUUAUUCGUAGCCAUUAUCAGUUUGUCCGGUAUAGAUUGUAUGUUAAUGAAACAAGAUGUAUUAAUUACAUCGGAAAAUGUCCAAGCAAAACUAUUUCCUCAAGCUCUCGCAAUCCUUUCCGACAGACAAGAAUGGAAGCAUACAAUUCCACAGAUCAUGGAAUGGUUAAACUACACGAGAACAAGUACUGUUCCUAAUAUGUAUAAAUUUACAUUUGAUCGCUCGUUGAUUUGCUUGAGGCACAAUCCAUACUAUAAAGAUGUAUGGACUAAAUAUUUAUCCAUUAAGACUCAAAUAGAAAUAUAAAAUUAUAAAUGAAAAAUGAACGUGUAAUGUAUUAUUGGAAAAAGUGGAAAAGUAGUAUUUCACUUACAUGUAAUGUCAUAUGACACCGUGGUCGGCAGUUACGAACAGAUAUGUCGUCACAUAUGUUGUAUGUGACACUUUU